Messenger RNA from Xenopus laevis (African clawed frog), 490 nucleotides. RefSeq names its product calpain-7-like. Lineage: Eukaryota; Metazoa; Chordata; Amphibia; Anura; Pipidae. The record is from RefSeq and is a predicted model, not a curated record. The coding region runs from base 18 to 257 and encodes 79 amino acids. The transcript is spliced from 3 exons.
GGAGAAGCACAGCGUGCAUGCAGUACAGAGUUGGCUUUGAAGUCAUUACAGUGUCGACUACAGGAGACCCUGGGCCCUCUGGUUUCCAGAAAAAGAGCAGCGGUGACUACAGGUGUGGUUUCUGCUACAUGGAACUGGAGAAUAUCCCGGCUGGUGUCUAUAACAUUAUAACUACUACAUUUCUGCCUGCCCAGGAGGGACCCUUCUUUUUAGACUUCAACACCGCAUUAGCCAUUAAGGUGACCCAACUCCAGUGACCCGGGAAUUAAAAUCCGUUCUUCCAAGUGACAAAGAUUUGCAAGCAGAUUCCCAGUUCAAAGAGGCAUGAAAGAUCCUGCAUUUCCCUGAUGUGACAUUGUGCAUCUCCAGUACGGCUCACAGUCUUGUACAAUCAGAAUCUUCAAGGGAGUUGGGUACCACAGACAGCCCAAAUGUAACUUGUACUUGAAUCUUGUUUCAAAGGAUAGUGCUAUAAAACAUAUUUUUUCAA